ACAUUUACUUGCUCAUCUAGCUGACAGAAUGGAUCUGGAUGGAGAAGGUUUGAGACAUAUAAAAAAACACUUAGGGGAAGUAACUGGACAAGACCAAGAAAUAAAAGAUGUGCAAAAUGGUGACAAUUCUAAAGGUAUAUUUUAUUUCUUCAAGCUUCAUGAUUAUGAUGACAAUCAAAAGCUAGAUGGCUUAGAAUGGAUGAAUGCACUGACAGAUUUUCACACAGAAGAUGAUAGCAAAGGUGAAUUCAAAGAAGGAGGGCGCAUGUUCCUUGAGCAUGAAGCAGAAACCAUUGUAGAUGAACUUCUGAUGAAACACGACAGAGAUGAUGAUGGUAUGAUUGAUUUUAUUGAGCUGAUGAACUCAAAAGUAAACUCAUUCAUGACAGACCUGGACAAGCCUCAGGAGGGAGAACAAGAAACCCAGGAAGAGCAAGAACAGCAACAGGAACAAUCAUCUCUAGAGCAAGAAUUUAAUCAACGACAACAAAAUCAACAGUCUUCAGAGCAUAAUCAGGAACAGGAUGAAAAUAAACCACAAGAAAACCAAGAACAAGAUCAACAGCAACACCAACCUCAACAGGAAAACCAACAGAAUGAACAACAUGAACAGGAAGACCAACAGGAGCAACAAGAAGAACAACAUCAAGAACAAAGCCAGCAAGAAUCUAAUUCUGAGGGUGUACAAGGAAAUGAAGAACAAGUCAAUCAGCAGAAUGAACCUUCUUUAGAGGAUGAAUAUAAUCAACAUCAACAACAGCAACAACAAAAAUAGCAAUUUAGGUAUUUAGAAAAUAAACAGAACUGAAAACGAAUUCAAUAAAUUGCAAGUCUGCAGCUUUUUUCUCAUCAUGA
Molecule: messenger RNA, 855 nt
Organism: Pocillopora damicornis (cauliflower coral)
Lineage: Eukaryota; Metazoa; Cnidaria; Anthozoa; Scleractinia; Pocilloporidae
Molecular function (GO): calcium ion binding
Source: RefSeq, a predicted model, not a curated record